AACAUUUAUAGUCAUGAGGGAAACACAAACUGUGUGUGAGUUAGAAGACCUGAGAAACAGGAUCGAGAAGGAAGACAUGUGUUCGGAAUGUCUCAGGAACGUGCUGCCAAUAAGAAACUGCAGAUUGAAUGGUGUGGUGCCAUAUCAGAAUGGGAUCUCCACCUGUAUGCCAGGCGCACAUCCAGGCACAUUGGAGAUUACCAAAGUACUGGUCACAGGGGCCGCAGGUUAUUUAGGACACAACCUUGGAUGUACUCUGAUAAAGUUGGGGUACUCUGUUGUUUUUUUUGACAUACACAAGCCGGACUGGGAAGUGCCAAGUCGUGCUACAUUCAUACAGGGUGACAUACGGGAUUAUGACUCGCUGUACAGCGCUUGUGAAGGAGUUGACUGUAUUUUUCAUGUUGCUUCCUUUGGAAUGUCAGGAUACCAGCAACUACAGAAGAAACUGAUUGAAUCUAUAAACGUAGGAGGAACACAGGUUGUUGUUGAUGUUUGUAUACAGAGAAACAUCCCCAGGCUAAUAUACACCAGUACAGUAAAUGUGGUAUUUGGUGGCAACUGCAUUGAGGACGGUGACGAGGAAACAAUUCCUUAUUACCCACUGGAAAAGCAGGUGGAUUUUUAUUCCAAGACAAAGACAAUUGCUGAUCAAAUGAUCCUGGCAGCCAAUGGAACUCCACUAAAGGGAGGCAAUAAACUUCUCACUUGUGUUUUGCGACCGCCAGGAAUUUAUGGACCAGAUGAGAGAAGACAUUUGCCAAGACUGGUUGCAAGUGCUGAGAAACGUUUAUUAUGCUUUAAGUUUUGGAAUGACCGGACCAAGAUGAACUGGAUUCACUUACAAAAUCUGAUAGAAGCUCAUGUACUUGCUGCUGAAGCGCUGACCGCCAGUAAAGGAUAUAUAGCUAGUGGAAAGGCCUAUUAUAUCCAUGACGGGGAAGAUGUCAAGUUUCACGAGUGGUUCCAGCCAAUGUUUAAAAAACUGGGUUUCCCGGAUCCUUGGAUAACUCUACCCAUUUCUCUGGUCUAUGCUGCAGCUCUCAUAUUGGAAUAUGUGCAUAUCAUCUUAAGUCCUUUUAUAGACUUAAACCCUGUGCUGACCAGACAUGAGGUAAUGAAAAUUGCGGUGGUGCACACCUUCCGGAUAGACAAGGCUCGGAAAGAGCUUGGCUACAACCCAAAGAAGUUCUACUUUGCUGACUGUGUGGACUUUUUCAUCAAAAGCCGACCCAAUCCAUCAAAAGAAAGAUGGAACAUUACAAAAAUAUUGCUUGUCCUGCUCUGUUUAUUUAUUUGUCUGUGCCUACUCUUGCUUCUAUAGAGCCUACAAAAUCCUGUACCUCUACAUGAAGUACGCAUUAAAGUGGGAUUGUGGAGAAAA
This is a messenger RNA of Pseudophryne corroboree (corroboree frog), 1384 nucleotides long. RefSeq names its product short chain dehydrogenase/reductase family 42E, member 2 (gene SDR42E2). Gene Ontology annotation, molecular function: 3-beta-hydroxy-Delta5-steroid dehydrogenase (NAD+) activity. The record is from RefSeq and is a predicted model, not a curated record. Bases 14 to 1324 code for a protein of 436 amino acids. Gene Ontology annotation, biological process: steroid biosynthetic process. The transcript has 11 exons. Lineage: Eukaryota; Metazoa; Chordata; Amphibia; Anura; Myobatrachidae.